This is a messenger RNA of Brachypodium distachyon (stiff brome), 1680 nucleotides long. Its product is annotated as 11-beta-hydroxysteroid dehydrogenase-like 5. The transcript is spliced from 4 exons. The record is from RefSeq and is a predicted model, not a curated record. Lineage: Eukaryota; Viridiplantae; Streptophyta; Magnoliopsida; Poales; Poaceae. The coding region runs from base 168 to 1523 and encodes 451 amino acids. Gene Ontology annotation, molecular function: oxidoreductase activity.
GUUUGUAUUGUAGAAACCGUGGCAGUAACUGAGACAGAGCAGUGAAGAAGUAAACCUUGCUGGCUGCUGGAGAGGAGGAAGCGGCCAAAGCUUUGCCUCCUGCCAGCGUCGGCGUCCGGAGACUCUCAGCCUCCGUGGCGCCCCGCCAAGCUCCACCGUGUGCAUGCAUGCAUCCGUCCAUCCAUGGCCGCCCUCGAUCUCCCGUCCUUAUCCGCCCACCCAACUCGUGCACAACUCUCUCUCGUUCAGUUCUUGCUCGAUUCCUUCCUCAUCGCCGUUCUGCCUCUGCUUCUGCCCCUGCUCUGCUCCCCAAGGACGCACCAAAUCGAUCGAGCGGAAUAUCAAUGGAGCGGCUGCUGAACCUGGCGAUGGACCUGGUGAUCCCGCCGGCGACCAUGGUGACGCUGGCCUUCGCGUGGCCGACGCUGACCUUCCUGCGGGCCGCCGAGUGGGCCGUGAAGACGCUGACCCAGGAGGACGUCCGCGGCAAGGUGGUCCUCGUCACCGGCGCCUCGUCCGCCGUGGGCGAGCAGGUCGCGUACGAGUACGCGCGCCGCGGCGCGCACCUGGUCCUGGCGGCGCGGCGGGAGCAGCGGCUCUUCGCCGUCCGCGACCGCGCGCGCGCGCUCGGCGCAGGACACGUGCUCGUCGUCGCCGCCGACGUCGUCCGCGACGACGACUGCCGCCGCCUCGUCGCCGACACCGUCGCCUACUUGGGCCAGCUGGACCAUCUGGUGAACGCGGUGAGCUUGGGCCACGACUUCUUCUUCGAGGACGCUGGCGACACCGCCGCUUUCAAUCAUCUCAUGGACAUCAACUUCUGGGGCAACGUGUACCCGACGUACGCGGCGCUGCCGUACCUGCGCCUGAGCCGCGGCCGCGUCGUUGUCAACGCCGCCGUCGACACCUGGAUGCCCAUGCCCAGGAUGAGCCUCUACUCCGCGGCGAAGGCUGCGGUGGUGGACUUCUACGAGACACUGCGGUACGAGCUCAAGGACGACGUCGGGAUCACCGUCGCAACGCACGGCGGCUGGAUGUCCGCCGGCGACUCCGCCUCCACCAUCUCCAUCUCCGGCGCCGGCGGCAGGUUCACGCCGGAGGAAGGCGGCGCGUCGCCGGAGACGCAGCAGUACGGGAAGCAGCAGCGGGAGGCGGCGGCGGCGGCGUCGCUUCCAAUAUUGCCGCCGCCGGAGCAGGCGCUGGCGCAGGCGGCGGAGGAGGCGAGGUACGCUCGGGCGGUGGUGGACGGCGCGUGCAGGGGGGACGCGCGGGUGCGGCGGCCGGCCAGCUGGCGCGACGUGUUCCUCGUCUUCCGCGCCUUCGCGCCCGACGUGCUCGGCUGGACCUUCCGCCUGCUGCUCUCCACGCCGCCGCCGCCAGCCGCGGCUCCCCUGGGGGCGGCGCCGCCUCUCGUAUCCGCGCUGCCGGCACCGCCGGUGCGCCCGCUGAUCGAUUACCCGGCGGAGGCCGCGGCGGGGGUGAUUCGGAGGCCGGCCGCCGCCCAGCUGCAUAUGCUAGAGUGACGAAGGCUUGCGAGCGAGAUCGUGUGGGCUUUCAUGUUACUGUGAUCUUCCAAAGGCUUAUUUCCAUUUUCUUUUCAAAGAUACUAUCAAUAAGGGAACGGGAAACAAUGAUGCAUCAGUGGAUGAGAUAUAUGCGAGAGUCUUCCAAACACUUAAA